Calypte anna (Anna's hummingbird) is the source of this 3047-nucleotide messenger RNA. It is a transcript of the gene CAPN10, whose product is annotated as calpain 10. The transcript has 13 exons. NCBI's taxonomy places the organism in Eukaryota, Metazoa, Chordata, Aves, Apodiformes, Trochilidae. Gene Ontology annotation, biological process: proteolysis. The record is from RefSeq and is a predicted model, not a curated record. Gene Ontology annotation, cellular component: cytoplasm. The coding region runs from base 154 to 2172 and encodes 672 amino acids. Gene Ontology annotation, molecular function: calcium-dependent cysteine-type endopeptidase activity.
GAGGGGGAGUGAGGGGGGGCAGACAAAAUGUCCGGCGGCGUUGCCGCGGUAACGGCUGCCCCCGCCAUGGCGGAGGGGCGGGCCCCGCGGUUGGUGCUUGGCAAUAUAAAGUUGUGGAAGUAGCCGGCAAAGGUACUUAGGAUUGUGUUGAAAAUGCUGGGAGAGAAAAAGCAAUUAAUCGUGAAAAGAGACCUUUAUGCAGACCCCACGUUUCCAGCCAAUGAUACGUCAAUAUUUUUUGAUUAUUGUACACCACUUGCCCAAUUUAGAGGCGAGAUAUCUUGGUUGAGACCUAAGGACAUUUGUUCUUCUCCUCGGUUAUUUUCAAACGAUCCACAGGAUGUGCAAGUGAAACAAGGACUUUUGGGAGACUGUUGGUUCCUGUGUGCCUGUGUAGCUUUGCAGAAGAGUAAAUACCUACUGAAUAAGGUAAUCCCUCCAGGCCAGCCCAGCUGGACAGAUGAGUCAUAUCAAGGGUGUUUCACUUGUCGAGUCUGGCAGUUUGGACACUGGGUGGAAGUGACCAUUGAUGAUCGUUUGCCUUGCCUUGGUGGUAAACUCUGCUUUUCCCAGUGUCAGACAGAGGAUUUGUUUUGGCUUCCACUACUGGAAAAAGCUUAUGCAAAAGUGCAUGGAUCUUAUGAACAAUUGUGGGCAGGACAAGUGGCAGAUGCUUUGGUUGAUCUGACUGGAGGAAUUGCUGAAAGAUGGACCCUGAAAGACCCUGAGAGAAACACAAAGAAAGAGAAGGCUGGCAUGGUUUUGGAGAAAGCACUGUUUAGGAGAUUAAUGACUCUGAAGGAACAGUGUGUAAUAAGCUGCUCAGUCCUCAAUUCCAGACAAGGUGCAAGUGAACUAGGAGAAUUCCAUGCCUUUAUUGUGUUAGAUAUGUUGAAUCUGUCUGAACUGUCAGGCAAGGAAAUCUUCUUACUACGGAUACGAAACCCUUGGGGGAGGAGGUGCUGGAGAGGUCCCUGGUGUGAGGGUGGUCGAGGAUGGAGUCAGCUGGAUCCAGUAGUUGCUGCAGAACUUCUCUCACAGAUCAAAGACGGAGAAUUCUGGGUUGAUGAAGAAGAAUUUUUCAGGGAAUUUGAUGAAAUUACCAUGGGCUUUCCUGUCAAUGAGGAAGGACAACUUCAGAGCCUCUAUACAGAGAAAGUCCUGUAUCACUCACAGAAUCUUUUUGGAUCGUGGGUGAGAGGCCAGUCUGCAGGUGGCUGCCGUAACAACAGCAGCUUCCCUACCAACCCAAAGUUCUGGCUGAGAGUCUGUGAGAAGAGUGAGGUUUGCAUUGCUCUGCUCCAGAAACGCAGCAAGUGUCGUGCUGACCGGGCUGGGAGAAUUCAAAAUCUGACUCAUGUAGCAGAGGAAAACCUCUCUUUGACUGAAGGCAGACAGGCGAAGAAUUAUCAGGCUGUGGGAUUGCAUGUCUGGAAGGUGGAGAAGAAACGAUUUAACCUUCCAAAGACCCUCUCUGCUCCUCCAGUUGUAGGUACCGUCUGCCAUUCCUAUGAUAGAGAAGUGCAUGUGUGCUGUGACCUUUCGCCUGGGUUUUAUCUUAUUGUUCCCAGCACUUUUCUGAAAGAUGCAGUAGGGAAUUUCUUGCUUCGUGUAUUUUCAACUGGAAGGACCUCCCUCAGUGAAUUAAAGCCACCACCCACAGAUGCUGCCCUCUGUGAAGAACUCCCAGGAGGUGAAUGGGAGACAGUGCAGCUACAUGGAUGCUGGAAAAAUGGGCAAAGUGCUGGAGGCAGCAGGAACUUCCCAUCCUUCCAUAUCAAUCCCUGCUUUCCCCUUUGCAUUCCUGCAGGACCAGGAAAAAGCAGUGUAAAAGUUACCCUCCGUCAGCACUGCCAAGAUAGCAAAUGUUGUCCAAUAGGGUUCCAUAUUUUCCAGGUGCCUGACAGCAGCUGGAAACCACAUACUACUUCUUUUCUACACUUGGAGCCACUGGUUAGCUGUGUACCUCAUUGCUAUUCCCAGGAAGUAAGCCAGCUUUGCAGACUUUCUGCAGGAAGUUAUGUAAUUAUUCCCUCUACCUACUUGCCCAAUACAGAAGGCAGUUUUACACUGGACAUAGCAACCAAAAUAGACAGAAAGCGCAUUCACAGCCGGGAGACACUUGGACAAGUAUUGCAAGAAAUUUCAUUUACAACUGUGAUGAAAAGGUAAUCUAGAAUUCUCAUUUCAAGAAACAUCAGAAAGCCAAGGAGUGUCUCACCACUUCCUGUUUCCAGUUUUAAAUGGAAUCGAAAGAAGACACUCUUAGCCCAGCUGUUUUUCACUUGUAUCAACUGUCAGACCUACAUUGAUUUCUUUGUAAAAAUACCUCCUUAAUCAUGUACACUCUGAAUAUUUGUUCUUCUCCUUUUUUUUUUUAUUUUUUUUUUAUUUUUAGAACCAACACUGUACAGUAAAUCAUAAUGUACCUCAGUUCUUCAAAAAACACAGGUGGGAAGUACAUGCAUGUUUUAACCCAAGCUACAGUUUUGGAAGAAAACCUAUGUGAGUAAUAAAAUUAUAUUUUGGGUAAAAAAACCCCAAAUCGACCUUACAGAAUAACUUCAGGAGACCAAAGGGGUGUACCUAGAGGAAAAAAACUGGAGUAUUUUUUUCAGGUAGGACAUACCUCAAGAACUGUCAGAAUACACUGGAGAAAGUUCAAGCUUGUAUCUGACACUGCCAGUCUUGCUGAAGAGCACUUUAUUGCAGGCCCUUGAUUGAAGCAUGCAAACAGUGGUUUGAAAGAAAGAUUUUAUUUUUCUUGGUGAGUUUUUAUUUAAUGAACACCACAAAGAAAAAAGAUAAGACUUGAAAACUUUACUUUACGAACUGUGAUAUCAGACUGCUUUUGUAAAUCUGUAAGAUGUUUUAUGCAGUAUCUGCCCUUAUUGUAAGAAAUACGAAGUUUAAAAGAUUUUUCUUAAUUUAUGUUUGAAAAUAUUUCAUAUUCAAGGAGGAUUUUUAGAUGUUAUAUUUUCCUCAAUAAAAUGGAGUAAUAGUGAAAGAUUUAACUUGUCUUUUAUUAAAAUGGUAAAACCUGUCAA